GAGUAUAAGCUGGCUGUCGCGAGCCGAACCUCUGCCACUCCUCUGACUCACACAGUCACACGCAUAGAGGCAGGUGUGUGUGGGUGUGUGGGUGCGCGCGUGUGUGUCUAGCAGCGCACAUACCUCAGCAGCAGGUCGGACAAAUCCUGCAGCAUUUUGGAUUCAUUUUUUAAAAUAUAUAUUCAAAACACCGCCAUCAUGUUGUGGACGGCGAGUCAAGUCUUAAGGAGAUUCUCCACCUCAUCCAAUUCCUACCAGAAUAAGCUUAAGCUCGCAAUAAUAGGCCAGAGCCUGUUCGGCCAGGAGGUGUACAGCAACCUGAGGAAGCAGGGUCACAAGGUGGUGGGCGUGUUCACGGUCCCUGACAAGGACGGCAAGGCCGACCCCCUUGCGGCGGCGGCGGAGAAGGACGGGACGCCGGUGUUCAAGUUCUCGCGGUGGCGGCUCAAGGGGAAGCCCAUCACGGAGGUUAUGGAAGCCUACAAGGCGGUGGGUGCCGAGCUCAACGUCAUGCCCUUCUGCUCCCAGUUCAUCCCCAUGAACGUCAUCGAUGACCCCAAGCACGGCUCCAUCAUCUACCACCCCUCCAUCCUGCCCCUGCACAGAGGAGCUUCGGCCAUCAACUGGACCCUGAUCCACGGCGAUAAGAAAGCUGGAUUCACAGUGUUCUGGGCCGACGACGGCCUGGACACCGGACCCAUCCUGCUGCAGAGGGAGUGUGCUGUGGAGCCCAACGACACCGUGGACACCCUCUACAACCGCUUCCUCUUCCCAGAGGGCAUCAAGGCUAUGGUGGAGUCGGUGCAGCUCAUAGCUGACGGGAAGGCCCCUCGGAUUCCCCAGACAGAGGAAGGAGCGAGCUACGAGGGCAUUCAGAAGAAGUCCAACUCCAAGGUCAACCUGGCCCAACCGGCCGGGGCCAUCCACGACUGGAUCCGCGGCCAUGACAAAGUCCCCGGUGCCUGGACCGUCGUUGAUGGUCAGUCUGUGACCCUGUACAACUCGUCUAUGCUGAGGGGGUCUGUACCUGCCGGUCAGUCCCUGGAGAUUGAGGGGGCGUCCCAGCCCGGCCUGGUCACCAAGAACGGCCUUGUGCUGUACGGAAGCGACGGGAAAGCCCUCCUGGUGAAGAACCUGCAGUUCGAAGACGGGAAGAUGAUCACUGCCUCGAAAUACUUCUCCUCCGGAGAAAGCUCCAGCGUGGAGCUGACCGAUGAUGAAAAGAAGAUGGCGGAGGAGAUCAGGAACAUCUGGAAGGGCAUCCUCAGCAAUGUCACAGCCAUUGAGGACACCACAGACUUCUUCAAGUGUGGAGCCGCCUCCAUGGAUGUGGUCAGGCUGGUGGAGGAGGUGAAGCAGAAGUGCGCCAGCGUCCAGCUGCAGAGCGAGGACGUGUACAUGGCUACCACCUUCCGGGACUUCAUCCAGAUGUUUGUCCGCAAGCUGAGAGGGGAGGACCAGGAGGAGGAGCUGGUCAUCGACUAUGCAACAAGAGAAAUAAACAACAUGACAGUGAAGAUGCCAAACCAGUGUUUCAUCAACGGAAAGUUUGAAGAUGCAGAAAACGGCAAGGUCUACGACACCAUCAACCCUACUGACGGAUCAGUGAUCUGCAAGGUGUCCUUUGCCUCGGUGGGGGAUGUGGACCGGGCGGUAGCGGCUGCCAAAGAAGCUUAUUAUAACGGACCCUGGGGCAGGAUGAACCCUAGAGACAGAGGGAGUCUGCUUUACAAGCUGGCAGACCUGAUGGAGGAACACCAGGAGGAGCUGGCCACCAUCGAGUCCGUCGACUCAGGAGCUGUGUACACGCUGGCCCUCAAGACCCAUGUGGGUAUGUCCAUCCAGACCUUCCGAUACUUUGCCGGCUGGUGCGACAAGAUCCACGGCAAGACGAUCCCUAUCAACCAGGCCAGGCCCAAUCGCAAUCUGACCUUCACCAAGAGAGAGCCUCUGGGUGUGUGUGCCAUCAUCAUCCCGUGGAACUAUCCUCUCAUGAUGCUGGCGUGGAAGAGCGCCGCCUGCCUCGCAGCGGGAAACACGCUCGUUCUCAAACCCGCGCAGGUCACUCCGUUGACGGCGCUGAAGUUUGCCGAGCUGUCGGUGAAAGCCGGCAUUCCGAAAGGAGUCAUAAACAUUUUGCCAGGCUCAGGUGGUAUGGUGGGACAACGUCUGUCCGACCACCCGGACAUCCGCAAGCUGGGUUUCACUGGCUCCACACCCAUCGGCAAACAGAUCAUGAAGAGCUGUGCGCUCAGCAACCUGAAGAAGGUUUCUCUGGAGCUGGGGGGGAAGUCACCUCUCAUCAUCUUCGGUGACUGCGACAUGGACAAGGCUGUUCGCAUGGGCAUGAGCUCCGUGUAUUUCAACAAGGGGGAGAACUGCAUCGCUGCCGGACGUCUGUUUGUGGAGGAGUCCGUUCACGAUGAGUUCAUCAGCCGAGUGGUGGAAGAGCUCAAGAAGAUGAAGAUUGGAGACCCACUGGAUCGCUCCACGGACCACGGACCACAGAACCACAAAGCCCACCUGGACAAGCUGCUGGAGUACUGCGAGGUCGGGCUGAAGGAGGGAGCGACGCUGGUGUACGGAGGGAAGCAGGUGGACAGGCCAGGUUUUUUCAUGGAGCCCACAGUGUUCACUAAUGUGGAGGACCACAUGUUCAUCGCCAAAGAGGAGUCAUUCGGCCCCGUCAUGGUGGUGUCCAAAUUCAAAGAUGGCGACGUGGACGGCGUGCUGCAGAGAGCCAAUGACACGGAGUACGGCCUGGCCUCGGGCGUGUUCACCCGCGACAUCAACAAGGCCAUGUACGUGAGCGAGCGGCUUGACGCCGGAACGGUAUUCGUCAACACCUACAAUAAGACCGACGUGGCUUCACCUUUUGGGGGCUUCAAACAGUCCGGCUUCGGCAAAGACCUCGGAGAGGAUGCUCUCCUGGAAUAUCUCAAGACCAAAGCAGUGACUGUGGAGUACUGAGGCACAAACUCCCAACAACCUCUGACCCACAUCUGAACAAGAAGGGACUCGUCUGUCUGUUUGUCAGACAUCCAGCUUCAUUCAGCAUUGCUUCUGGACUGUGUGUGUGUGUGUGUGUGUGUGUGUGUGUGUGUGUGUGUGUGUGUGUGUGUGUGUGUGUGUGUGUGUGUGUGUGUGUGUGUGCACUGUAUGAAUGAGAGCCACAGUUUGGACUACGUGCCUGUCUUUUCUUGGCUUUCCGUGUAAAAAGUCACAUCAUGGACAAAGGGACACGUGUGGUUUACACCCGUCUGGGUAUCUUACAUAGAACCCUGAGUUGGACACCUGAUGGGAGCCGAGCUGGUUCUGACUAUUUUCAAGGUUUCAGUUCCAUAAGAGUGUGUUUUACAUUAAAACACAGUUUUCAAUCUCAAACCUGUUUUCCCGUCAUCAUCAAUCAUGUUAAGCAGUUCUGUUAAAGAUUAGAAAAUCAUCUGAAAUCAGUCCUUUCUCAUCCACUUGUAAUGCUGCCUUCAUCAUUCCUUUCAUAUUUCUGUUUCCUCUUGAACAGCUUUUCGUCUGUUGUGUUUCGUACCAGAAAAUAGACAAAGUUCUUAGUUUAUGGAUAUAACUCAUCAGCACAUGGAUGUGAAUGUUGAAGCUUGUGUUUAGCUGCCCAUGGGUUGAGUUUUGGAGUAGACAGUGCCCUGCCUAACAGGACUAAACUGGAGAGCUUCAUUCGGUUAGCAAACCAAAUAUAACUACGUAAAGCUGUUGGUGGUCGAGAUUGGUCAUUGACCUGAUGGGAAAACAGGAUUCGGGCCAAAAAGCUAGAGUUACAUUUGAAUCGUUAGUCCAUAUCAAAGCAGUUUGUGAAAAUAAUCUUAGCUCAAGGUCCACUUACCAGGUUUUUUCACUGAAAGGUUUUAAACCGCGUGACAGGUGUUGAACACGGCGUUGUGGUUUUGUUGCUUAAACCUAACUUUAGUUUUUAACGAAAUGUCGUCCCGAAAAGAAAAAGUUGUUCUGAAUGACACAAUUCGAGCCCCUCUACCCGACACCAAUAGAUUGCAUUUUGUGACUAUUUCAUAAACUGCAGUGAGACUGUGUUGAUAGUUUUCAUCAACGGUACAGUCCAGCAUCACUGCAACAAGGUGAGAAGUUAAACCUCUGGAGGUCAGCAACAAGAUUCUCAGGGGGUGUUACUGUCUAAUAUUAUUUUGUUAGACUGUUUUUAAGGUAAAGAAUGAACUUUCACACUCGCAUAAAAACAAACUGGUAGCCGUAGAAAAAAGGGAUUGUUGACACUUUAUUGAUUGGUUAAAGUCUUAAUAAGGACUGACUUCAUGACAGCCAAAUGCAAGUUGAAGAACCGUACUUUUAGAAUGAUUUCUUCCUCGUUAGGUAGAUUUUACUUCUGUAUACAAAUCAUCAUUCAGAGACUUGAAACUUGGUUACGAUAAGUAAUCCAUUCGUUAACAUUUAGCCACUGUUAUAUUUCAUUUUGUAUGACUAUUUAUCAUUUUCAUUGAAGUGUUUGGCAGCUGUGACAUCCAGUACUUGAGAUUUCCAUUGCUUCAUAGCAUCACAUUCACACGUUAUGUCGUGAGGAGAUCUAGUUUAACACUUAGCAAUGGUAAAUGCAAAUAGUUUGAUUAAAAUGUUUGUAUGACAGACGGUCCUCAAACCUCAGAGGAGCUUUUAAAGGCUUAGCGUCACCACAUGAUGAAAAAAAGAUGUGAUUCACUGUCUCAGGCAUGUUUCAGAUUGUGUUAGUAAUGGCUCUCCUUUGAAGUCUGAACUUUGGGUCAGAAUGGAAUAUUGUUCAUCAGUAUUUUAUUGCCCCUACAUCGAGCUACGGUGCCACUACAUUCUCCUCCCAUCACACACACUCAAGAUGUUUACAUCAUGUCCUCGCUGCUGUCUGCUCCCACAUCACUUUAGACAUUCAGUCUCUUCCCUUUGGUAAAUUGGACCUUUUUUUGUAAAUAUUUUUUAACAAUGGAGGGAAAAUGAUUUGAUAUAUUUUUGUCAGACAGAGGAAGACUGUAUGUUUAAACACUAUAUUAUAUCUGUUAAAGACACACCAGCUAGAUGUUCUUUUAUGGAAGGGAUUGUGUACAUCGAGCUUAUUACACGGCUGCUUAUUAAAGAAAUCAAUCAUUUCAUUCAAAUAUGGAUUUUAAAAAUAUUUUAUUGCUUUUAAAAAUAAUUGUAUUGCUUCCGCGAAACAGAAACAGUCCUAUCGCUGUGUACUUGGAUCAGAACUGCGUCCAGAACAACGGUCUGUUAUUCACGGCAUUGGUCUGCUAUACAGAAAUAACAGAUCGUAGAAGGCCCCACAUUUCGACCAAUCAGAAUGGAGUAUUCAACAAAGCCGCGUAAUAAGCAUCACUACUGUGAGGAAGUUGUGAAAUGAGUUUUCUAUCUCUCACAGUAUCAGUAGAGGCAGCAAGGGCUAAGAAGCAAGUGUUUGUUUUGACCUGUUGCUUCAAUACACAGCAUGUCUUCAGCCAGUAAUGUCAUACGACGGUGAAUAAAGUUUGAUUUGAAUUUGA
This is a messenger RNA of Anarrhichthys ocellatus (wolf-eel), 5507 nucleotides long. It is a transcript of the gene aldh1l2, whose product is annotated as aldehyde dehydrogenase 1 family, member L2. The record is from RefSeq and is a predicted model, not a curated record. Lineage: Eukaryota; Metazoa; Chordata; Actinopteri; Perciformes; Anarhichadidae. Gene Ontology annotation, cellular component: cytoplasm. The transcript is spliced from 23 exons. The coding region runs from base 199 to 2970 and encodes 923 amino acids. Gene Ontology annotation, molecular function: oxidoreductase activity, acting on the aldehyde or oxo group of donors, NAD or NADP as acceptor; formyltetrahydrofolate dehydrogenase activity. Gene Ontology annotation, biological process: biosynthetic process; one-carbon metabolic process; 10-formyltetrahydrofolate catabolic process.